Sardina pilchardus (European sardine) is the source of this 1716-nucleotide messenger RNA. RefSeq names its product ribosomal RNA processing 9, U3 small nucleolar RNA binding protein (gene rrp9). Gene Ontology annotation, cellular component: small-subunit processome. The transcript has 16 exons. The coding region runs from base 104 to 1555 and encodes 483 amino acids. The record is from RefSeq and is a predicted model, not a curated record. Gene Ontology annotation, molecular function: protein binding; U3 snoRNA binding. Lineage: Eukaryota; Metazoa; Chordata; Actinopteri; Clupeiformes; Clupeidae.
GUCAGAACUCACAUGUGGAGUAGAUAGAGAUGGGCAUGGGAGAGAUGCUUCUAAGAUUUCAUUAAGUUUACGUUUUUAGUUAUUCAAGUUUUUGGUUUUCAUCAUGUCUUUUUUCAUAAAGAAUAAAGGGAACCCAAAGGGUUUCAAACCAACACACGGCGCUGGUCGAAAGAGCGAUGGCGAUGGUGACAAACGAAACAAAUCCAAACUUAGCAAACGACUUAACGAAGAAAUCUCCAGUGAUUCCGAGACAGAAAGCGACCCGGUUGGAAAGAAACAACGGGGAGACGACGAGCGAGAGAUUGAGGAGACUGCACAGGAGAAGAAACUACGCUUGGCUAAGUCGUAUCUUGACCAGCUGAGAGAGGAGGAGGAGAAGAGAGCUGAAGAUGAUGCCUUUGAGUCAGAUCUGAUUGCUGGAAGACUACAGGAUGAUGUGCUGGAACAGAGAGGGAAGCUACAACGAAUGAUCGCAAAAGACCUGGUUCCCCCAGAGGCUUCAGAGGUGCGCUUGCUGAGGGGACACAAGCUCCCCAUCACCUGCCUGGUCAUCACCCCCGACGACAAGCAUAUCUUCUCUGCAUCAAAGGACUGUUCCAUCAUCAAAUGGGAGGUGGAGAGUGGGAAGAAAGUCCACAAAAUCGCUGGAGGCAGAAAGGGCACUGACGCCCGGCAUGUGGGCCACACGGCACAUGUUCUGUGCAUGGCCAUCUCGUCCGAUGGCAAAUACCUGGCCACAGGAGACAUGAACAAGUUGAUCAUGAUCUGGGAGGCAGCAACAUGUAAGCACCUUUACAAGUUCACUGGUCACAGAGGUCCAGUGUCGGGUCUAGCGUUCAGGAGAGGUACUCACGACCUGUACAGCGCCUCACACGAUCGCUCCAUCAAAGUGUGGAAUGUGGAUGAGAAUGCUUAUGUGGAGACUUUGUUUGGGCAUCAGGACGUGAUCACAGGCCUGGACUGUCUGAGUCGUGAGCGCUGUGUGACGACGGGGGGCCGCGACCGAACCGUGCGUGUCUGGAAGAUCGCAGAGGAGUCCCAGUUGGUGUUCCAUGGACACGAGAGCUCCAUAGACUGCAUUCAGCUCAUUAAUGAGGAGCACAUGGUCACCGGAGGAGAUGAUGGCGCCGUGUCCGUGUGGACGGUGAACAAGAAGAAGCCCCUGACCACGGUCAAGCUGGCCCACGGUAGCCGCGGCGACGCCGGGCUGGAGCAGCCCUGCUGGGUGUCCUCGGUGGCCGCCCUGCUCAACUCGGACACGUUGGCCUCAGGUGCCUCAGGUUCCCAUAAUUCCUGUGUGCAGUUGUGGAAGGUUGGCCAAAGCUACCGAGGCCUGGAGCCCCUCUUCAGCAUCCCAGUGCCUGGGUUUGUCAACAGCUUGAAAUUUGCAAAUUCUGGAAAGUUCCUUGUUGCGGGAGUAGGGCAGGAGCACAGGCUUGGGCGGUGGUGGAGAGUAAAGGAGGCUAAGAAUGGACUGUACAUCAUUCCUCUGAAAAGGAAAGAUCCGGAAUUAAUAGUAGCUACAGAAAUGGAGGCUGAGCAGGAGGAACGUUGAGGAGCAAUGCUGUGAGCGUGUGUGUGUUUUUUUUUGUAUGAUUGGAGAACGGGUUCUGAAGAACUUUAUUUGUUUAUUCAUUUAUUCUCAUUUGCAUUUGUAAAUGACAUUCAUUGUGGAAUCCCUUAGAGGACCUAAUUAAAUUUUAUGUUGAAAUCAUG